AUGGCUGGACUCAGUGUGACAGAGCUGUGCGAGAUUGAUGACCUUGCCACCAAAUUGGUCCUGGACCCCCUGCUGGGCUUCUGCACCCAUAAAAUGAAUAAUAGUCCUUUACCAGAGAUACAGUGUUGGAAUAAUCUCAAAGAGGCCCUUGUGCAAUUUCAAAGUACACAUGACUUUAACUCAACAUUCGAGGCGUUGACAGUGGGCGGACUGGCUGGUGACUAUUUUAAUUCUAUGGAAAGCCAUCGUCAGGAGCUACUGAGGCAACAUGUCUAUCGCUAUCUCAGUGCCUUCCUGCUAGACAGUGGUGUCAAAAUAGAGUACUGUGAUAGAUACUCUUCAGAAAUCAAUGGGGCAAAGGUAAUCUCUACAAGGCACUGGUUUGGAGGACAGCGUGUGGAGGUCCUAGUGGGCUGCAUGGCCAAGUUAACACCUGCUCAUAGUGCUUUGCUGAGGGCAGGAGUCAAUGACUUCAGUGUCAUGUAUUCUACUCGCAAAGGCUGUGCUCAGCUGUGGCUUGGGCCUGCAACCUUUAUCAAUCAUGACUGCAAACCAAACUGCAAGUUCCUCGGUGGCGAGAAAAAUAUUGCUUAUAUUGAAGUGAUUAGACCCAUCUCACCUGGGGAGGAGAUCACAUGUUACUAUGGGGCCAACUUUUUUGGGGAUGGAAAUAUAGUAUGUGAAUGUGUCACCUGUGAGAAGAAUGGAGAGGGCUACUUCAGACACAGAGGGAAGCAG
Scomber japonicus (chub mackerel) is the source of this 738-nucleotide messenger RNA. Its product is annotated as histone-lysine N-methyltransferase KMT5C-like. The transcript has a single exon. The record is from RefSeq and is a predicted model, not a curated record. Gene Ontology annotation, molecular function: histone H4K20 methyltransferase activity; protein binding. Lineage: Eukaryota; Metazoa; Chordata; Actinopteri; Scombriformes; Scombridae. The annotation marks the transcript as partial. Gene Ontology annotation, cellular component: nucleus.